AUGGAGGUGGCUCCCGAUGCGCGUCCCGCUGCGGAGGAACCGCAAGGAAACGUCCACUCCCCACCAGAGGAGGCUCCCGCAUUCUGCUCGGCGGAGAAUCUGAAGGUGGCCGCGGUGCAGGCGGUGGGCGGGUCGCUGCACGGGUUCUCGAUUGGCUUCGUUGGCGUGUACGCCUAUUUGUACCUGAUGACGACUGACUGCUCCAUGUACAAGUCGCGGACGGCCUGCGACACCGUAUUGAACGCGAAGUGUGGGUGGAACGCGACUCGAGGGAAAUGUGGCUGGAGGAGCUUCACUUGUUAUUGGGCCUACGGCAAGAAUAAGGCGCCGUGCCUCGCGGACGACAGGUGCAAGUGGAUGUACGGCGACAAGGAGUGCAAGAACCCGAUUGGCUACAGCGCAGUCUAUAAUGGUAUCUUCGCCGGUGCGAUGAUACUCGGUGCGCUGCUUGGGUCGAUCUAUGCCGGACAAUUCGUCGCGCGCUUUGGGCACAAGGUGUCGUUUCUGGUUAUUGGCAUCGUUGGCGUUGUGUGUUCUGUGCUGUACCAUGUUUCCUCGGCAACGGAUGAGUUCUGGGUGCUGUGUGUUGGUCGGCUGCUGAUCGGCGUCGUACUCGGUCUUGUUUGCGUUGUCUGCCCCAUGUAUUGCGAUCAGAACUCACACCCGAAGCUCACUGGCGUGGACGGUGUUCUGUUCCAGGUGUUUAUUACGUUUGGCAUCAUGUUUGCUGCCGCGAUGGGUUUGGCGCUUGGGCAAAGCGUGCAGUUUGACGAGGACACCAAGAUGCAGGCCCGCAUGCAGGGCUACUGCGCCUUCUCUACGCUGCUUUCGGUUCUCAUGAUCGUGCUUGGCAUUUUCCUGGGCGACAGCAAGACGAAGUUUGCGACCGGGAAGCGCGAGGAGGAGGAGGAGGACGACGAGGCGCUGGACCCGAAUGAGUACGGCUAC
Molecule: messenger RNA, 948 nt
Organism: Trypanosoma conorhini
Lineage: Eukaryota; Euglenozoa; Kinetoplastea; Trypanosomatida; Trypanosomatidae
Product: hexose transporter
Exons: 1
Biological process (GO): monosaccharide transmembrane transport
Cellular component (GO): membrane
Molecular function (GO): hexose transmembrane transporter activity
Source: RefSeq, a predicted model, not a curated record